Messenger RNA from Bacillus rossius redtenbacheri, 705 nucleotides. Its product is annotated as serine protease inhibitor I/II-like. The coding region runs from base 281 to 571 and encodes 96 amino acids. The record is from RefSeq and is a predicted model, not a curated record. The transcript has 3 exons. Lineage: Eukaryota; Metazoa; Arthropoda; Insecta; Phasmatodea; Bacillidae. Gene Ontology annotation, molecular function: peptidase inhibitor activity.
ACAAACACUCGGAGGCGCGGGCUUUCAGUCGCCGCCAAUAAUCGCCUCCUGAAGAGACGUCACUCAACCUCGGGGUUCAUUUGCGCUUCGCAGGAAAAAAGAGAGACGGAGAGAGUUGACCGGCGACCUUGCGCCGGGGCUCCCGACAGUUGAUGUAUGUGUACGUCGUCAUUUGUUUUUUCGCUCGUCACUUUUUUUUUAGGCGCGGCCUAACUCCGCUAUAUACUCCGUGGCGGCGAAACCUACGCCAUCACUAACAGCCCAGCCGCCAUCGACCACCAUGAAGGCAGCUCUGGUACUCUUGCUCUGCCUCGUGGCUGUCCUGGCCACAGCGAACGGCGAGGCGUGCGAGCCGGGCACGUCGGUGAAGCGCGGCUGCAACACGUGCUCGUGCACGAGCAACGGGGUGCUGGCCUGCACGAAGAAGUCGUGUCCGCCGCCCAGGAAUGUCAGAGACACCGGCGCCCAGGAGUGCGUGCCGGGGUCCAACUUCAAGCGGGACUGCAACGAUUGCUUCUGCACCAACGAGGGCAAAGCCGCGUGCACCAAGAUGGACUGCAACAACCAGUGAGCGGCCAGCACCGCCCACUGGCUCUUGCAAGAUUUGUCUCUUUGUCCACUAGCGCACUUUUCAGGUCAACUCAUGUCUGUCAUCAUGUAAAAAAAACAAUAAGCUGUCAUAAAUAAACCUGCUUCUCAAACUAA